AUGGACCCAUCGAGUAUAGAAACCGCUUCAAUUGGUAAUCAAGAAUCUAUUAUCGGGAGUACCAACAUUUCCUUCAGGAAACGUAACAUAAUUGGAUCACCUCCAUCGGUGAAUUCAAAGACUAAACAAAAGAAAACAAGGCCAGGUUCGAACAUUACAGGACCAUCGAGUUCUGGUCUUCCACCAUUGUUUGAAACAGAUUCAAAUCCUGAAGCUACUCAGUGUCCAAACCAAAACAAAACAAAUGAAUUCAUUCCUCCACCAAGGUUCAUCGUACAGGACCAUCCUGAAGCUUAUAAUAAUCGAUAUAAAAUGGAGAGUGAGUCUGAAAAUGAAGAUGAAUAUGACGACAAUCAGACUUACAGUGGCUAUCCUGGUGGAGAGUCUUUGAUAAACCCAUCACCACAACAUAUCCCACAACAAGAAAAUCAUACCGUUACUUCAUCUAUUACUAUCAGGUCUGACGGAGCUAGCUCUAAGAAACUAAGAGAACCACUUGUUCUUCUUCUGCAGAAUAUGUUAGAUCAGUAUAAUCCUCAUGUUAAGGCUUUUAGGUCUGCAAGAGAUAGGUUCGACGUGGAAGGAUCAACAGGUUAUAGGAUGAGAGAAGAAGGGGGAAGCACCCACGAUUACGAGAUCAGGAAGAUUGUUUCAUCAGUUCCUUGUGACGCCUACACAAUGAUAGAAUCGAGUAGACUGCGUUACUUAUGGCUGAAUCAGAAAAAACUCCGGUCAGUUAGUUAUGAUGCAAUCCAGAAAGCAGCUGCAAAAGGCGGAGCUAAGAUGGCUGAGCAAGGGAGCCGAAUUUUCAUCCCAGCAACUUUCACCGGAGGAAAACGUUAUAUGAAGCAACAUUACUACGAUGCCAUGGCUCUGUGCAAGUACUAUGGAUUUCCAGAUCUUUUCAUCACUUUUACGUGCAAUCCAAAAUUGCCUGAAGUUACAAGGACGGCUCCUUAUUUGGCCCAGUUUCUGCAGGUAAAUCUCCUACCAAUUUUCUCCAGUGAUGCCGUAAUGUACACGAUUGAGUUUCAGAAAAGAGGAAUGCCACACGUUCAUAUUCUCGUCUUCAUGCAAAAUGGAGCCAAAUUUCCAACAGCUGAUCAUAUAGACACUAUUAUAUCGGCUGAGAUACCUGACAAGACGGUAGAUCCAGACCUGUAUGCAAUCGUUGGGGAUUGUAUGAUGCAUGGUCCUUGCGGUCCAGCAAAGAAGGAUAAUGUAUGUAUGGUUAACAGUAAAUGUUCUAAGAUGUUUCCGAAACGACUGAACAUCAGGACAUCGAUUGACGCAAAUGGAUUUCCAGCUUACAUGCGUCGUAUUGAUGGUAGGUUCAUUGAGAAAAAUGGAAUCAGAUUAGACAAUGGAUAUGUUGUACCUUACAAUAGAAACCUCAUGCUUCGAUAUCACGCGCAUAUGAAUGUCGAGUGGUGCAUCCAAACGCGUGCUGUUAAGUAUCUUUUCAAAUAUAUCCAUAAGGGACCUGAUUAUGCUUCAGCUGCAAUGGAUAAAGAAGAUGAAGAUGGCGUCAUCGACGAAAUCAAAACAUAUUACGACUGCAUAGGGCCGAAAUCGUACGAGGAUAUAAGAACAGUUGAUGGUGUUGUAUAUUCUACAUACGAAGAUGCUUGCUAUGCUUUGGGUUUGAUGGAUGAUGACAAGGAAUACAUAGAAGCAAUCAAAGAUUGUAGUGAUAAUAGUUCUGGCACGUAUGCGAGGAAGCUUUUUUCGAGAAUGUUGGUAUCCAAAACAUUAUCUCAGCCUCAUGUUGUGUGGGAAGCUACUUGGGAGUAUCUAACCGACGAUAUUCUCUACAAGAAACGACGACAAACUGGAAAUCCCGAGUUGAACUUGACCAUAGAUCAGAUCAAAAACAUUGCUCUAACCGAGAUCCAAAAUCAUUUGCUUAGCAAUGGUCGUAGCCUCCAGAAAUGGCUCCUAAUGCCAAAGCCAGAUGAUUUUGGUUGUUACAACGGCAAUCGCCUUAUAGAUGAUGAGCUUAAGUAUGUUGUGGAAGAUCAGCUAAAAGAAAAUGAAAGACUUAUGGCGAUGAUAACAGAUGAGCAAAGAGGGGUUUACAACAAGAUUUUGGAUGCAGUUUUAAAUGAUAGCGGUGGAGUGUUCUUUCUUUAUGGUUAUGGAGGCACAGGUAAAACCUUCGUAUAUAGAGUACUCUCAUCAGCAAUCCGAUCUAGACGUAUGAUUGUUCUAAAUACCGCAUCCAGUGGAAUUGCUGCAUUAUUGUUGGAAGGAGGUAAAACCGCACAUUCCAGGUUUGGUAUUCCGAUAGAUGCCGACGAGUUUACUACUUACAAGAAAAUUGACCCAGGAUCAGAUCGUGCAGAAUUAGUUAUAGCAGCAAAGCUCAUUGUAUGGGAUGAGGCGCCUAUGAUGAGCAGACACUGUUUCGAGACUUUGGAUCGUUCUAUGCGUGAUAUUAUAAGAUCUUCUGAAGACAAACCUUUUGGAGGUAAAGUAGUUGUUUUCGGUGGAGAUUUCAGACAGAUUUUACCGGUUAUACCUGGAGAUGGUAGAGCAGAGACUGUUUUGCAAGCUCUGAAUUCGUCAUAUCUUUGGGAGCACUGCAAAGUUUUGAAGCUAACAAAAAACAUGAGAUUGCUCGCUGGUCUUACUGAUGAUGCAGCAAAAGACCUUCAAUCCUUCUCAAAAUGGAUUUUGGAUGUUGGAGAUGGAAAAAUAAAUUUGCCAAACGACGGUCAAGUUGACAUUGACAUCCCUUCUGAUCUGUUGAUCAAAAAUAUUGGAGAAGAUCCUAUUCAGACUAUUGCAAAGGAGUUGCUAGGUGAAUACAAGGUUUACCUUAGCUCUAACAGUAUAAUCCCAUCCGAUGUUGAUGUAGAAGAAAAUGUUACCUAUCCAACAGAGUUUUUGAACAGUGUUAGAGUGGCAGGAAUGCCUAGACAUAAUUUGAAGCUGAAGGUUGGUGCUCCUAUUAUGUGUCUCCGUAACUUGGAUUUGGUAGAUGGCUUAUUCAAUGGUACUAGGCUAAUUUUUACUCAGUUUCUCCCCCAUGUUAUAGAAGGUAGAAUUAUAACUGGAAACAGUACUGCUGGAGACAAAGUCUGGAUUCCUAGAAUGUAUGUCAGUCCACCUGACACAAAAUUUCCCUUCAGAAUGCGUCGAAUACAGUUUCCCGUUACACUGGCUUUCGCGAUGACCAUCAACAAAAGUCAAGGUCAAACACUAGAAAGUGUUGGUUUGUUUUUGCCUAGGCCAGUGUUCUCUCAUGGUCAGCUCUACGUUGCACUUUCAAGAGUUAAGUCGAGAUGGAUUAAAAUCCUAAUAACUGGUAAAGAAAGGAAGGUCGAGACAAAAACAUUGAAUGUUGUCUACAAACAAGUUUUUCAAAAUAUUCCGUAG
Messenger RNA from Raphanus sativus (radish), 3381 nucleotides. RefSeq lists its product as uncharacterized. NCBI's taxonomy places the organism in Eukaryota, Viridiplantae, Streptophyta, Magnoliopsida, Brassicales, Brassicaceae. The record is from RefSeq and is a predicted model, not a curated record. Gene Ontology annotation, molecular function: DNA helicase activity. Gene Ontology annotation, biological process: telomere maintenance; DNA repair.